Rhizophagus irregularis DAOM 181602=DAOM 197198 is the source of this 4694-nucleotide messenger RNA. RefSeq lists its product as uncharacterized. Lineage: Eukaryota; Fungi; Glomeromycota; Glomeromycetes; Glomerales; Glomeraceae. The record is from RefSeq and is a predicted model, not a curated record.
AAAUGUCUAAAAACGCUUUCAAAAAAUCCAUUUUUUUAAAUCCAAGUAAGGGAAAUAUUAUGGUCAAUCAAAGAUAUUUGAUUGAUAAAAUUUUGGCUCGAUAUUCUACUAAAUUCGUAAUAUAUCGAGAGCUAAUGCAAAAUUCUGAUGAUGCUAAUUCAUCAAAGGUCAAGAUUAUAUUUGAAACUAAGAAUCCAAGCACAGAUAAAAAUAUACUGAAUGACAAAAUUGAGACAAUUAUAUACAAGAAUAACGGACUCGCUUUUAAAAAAGAAGACUGGGAUAGGAUCCAAGAAAUCGCAGUAGGAAAUCCUGGGGAACAAAAAAUAGGAGCUUUCGGCGUUGGUUUUUAUUCAUUGUUUUCAAUUUGUGAAGAACCAUUCGUAAUAUCUAACGGAAAAGGGAUGAAUUUCAUUUGGGACCACGACCAGUUACUUACGGUGUAUGGUGAAAUUGAUGGCGGAGAUCAAGAAGAUCGAAAUUGGACAACGUUCGCUAUGCGUCUAAGAGAACCUGAUAAAUUUCCAGAUGUCGAAGAAUUUACACUAUUCUUGUCUGAUUCAUUAGCAUUUACGAGCAAAAUUCAAGAAAUAACUGUAUAUUUUAAUAAUACACAAAUAAUAAAAUUGUCAAAGGAGGAGGUACAGCAAGCGACAAAAUCGAUAGAUAUUAAAUCAGAAUUUAAUACCUAUUCUCCGGAUAAGAUUUUUCAGCUUCAGCUUACCUCACUAAAUAUUAAAUAUAUUCAAAUGAACGUCAAAAGAUUACUGGUUCUAAAAAAUGGCUCCGAACGACAAUCACUAAUCACUGAUUAUCAAGAAGAAGAAAUUUCUAUAGUUUUUAAAGUAGCCGAUGGAAUUUUGAAAAUUACAGCUAAAAAGGAGUUCUCUAAUGAGAUGAAGCGAAUUACUAAAAAAGACCUACCAGAAGAUACAAAAAUACACAUGAUAUUCCCUGAAUUUAAAGACCUUAGUAAACAAGUUCCAUCAAUUUUUAGAAAAUUACUCCCGUAUCCGGAACAAGGAAGAAUGUAUGUUGGUUUUCCAACUCAACAAACGAUAGGAUGUUGCUUGAAUUUGUCAGCUCAUGUAAUUCCUAGUGUAGAGCGUGAAUCAGUCGAUUUGGUAAACAAUACUUUGAAAGAUUUUAAUAAAGAAAUAUUAAAUUCAGCGGGGAUAUUGUGCAGUAUUUUAUAUGAGAACGAGAUGAACAAAAUAGACGAAGGCUUUAAUGUCGAAAAUAUGGACCAGUUUGAAAAACGUGCUGCAUAUGUUCUAAGGCAUUUCACGUUUAAUAAAAGUACUCCGAAUGAUUUUGUUGGUAAAAUCAUCGAACAACAAUUUUUUGAACGCUUAGACCAAAAAUUGCCGAUUCUCUCAACGCAGGGGGUUCUUCCAAUAACUGAUGUUCGAAUUCCUAAUCCAAAAAUGGAACCAUUCAUAAAAAAAGUUCCAAUUGUUCCAAAAAUGGUAUUAGAAGACUGUAAAUCUUUUUUUAAGAAAGCAAAUGAAAUGGGACUUAUAAAAGAGCUAUCUUUUCAAGAUGUUUUGCUUGAAUUAAGUAAACGGUCAUUGUCUGAAGAAAUUGAAAUAAUUGCACUCUUAGAAUGGUGGAUAUCUGUGGAGGAUAACACUAAUUUGGACAAAUUCACGCAAUUUAUGCAAUCGGCUACUAUUCGCUUCAUAAAUGAGCUCAAAGCUUUGGAUACGAUUCAUUACAUUCUAGACGCGAGUUUUGUUACAUCGGAAACAGAAACCUUGGUUCCUGAUGACGUUUUGCCAUAUAAAAUUUCCAAAAAUUUUAAAAAUUCCGAUAUGAAAAAAUACUUUAAGUGGAAUAAGUUACCUUUGGUUAAUUGGGCAAGAUUUAUUGUUAAGCAAUUUGAUUCAGAAGUUACUCCUACUUUUGCUGAAAGUGUUCAUAAAAUUUUAGCAAAAAAUAUGAAUGAUACUUCUCAAAAUGACAAGAAUGAAAUACAUGAUCUAUUUAUUUGUAAGGAAUGUAUUCCAACGACACGUGGCAUGAAGAAGCCCGAUGAAACUUAUUUCCAAGAUGUCAAUUUAUUUCCUAACCUACCGGUGAUUCAAUUUCAAGAAUUCUUUGAUUUCCAGAAUUUAAUGAAAAUUCUUGGUGUUAACGAAGUUAUUAAAAUAGAUCUUAUUUUGGAGUGUGCUUCAGGUGAGAAUUUCGAUUAUAUGCAGCUUGCAAGAUAUCUUGGCUCAAUGUCGGAUAAUCUCCAAGACGAUGAAUGGGAAAUAUUAAAAAAAGCAAAAAUCUGGUCUAAAGAAAAGCCGGUAACUUCGAGGGAUGAUAAAAUUGAUGAUAUUAGGCAAAAAUUUGCGGCGAGAGAAUUAUUUGUACCAUUAGGUUCAUAUCGUGAAUUUUGUUUACCCGUUAUCGAAUGGGCAGAAAAAUGGGAUCAUGAUACUAAAGAGGCCAAGUUGUUGUUUGAAUUGGGCUUACUAAAAUAUCCGACCCUUUCAAAAAUUCUAGAGUUAUCUGCACCACCAACUGAAAAGGGAAUUCGUAAUAAUGCUUUAGAAUAUUUUAUUAAGAAUUUUGAGGAUAAAUAUUCUGAUAAGUAUUAUGCAGCUACAAUAGAGAUUGAAUUCCUGCCUUGUUCCAAAUCAGGUGUAUAUGCUAAACCAUCAGAAUGUUUUAUAAAUCCUGAUUGCGAAAUAAUGGGAUUUAAUGUUAUAGACAAAGAUUAUAGAGAUAAAGUUGAAAAACUUGGUGUGCAUCAUCAUCCUAACAGUGAAAAGCUUUUUGAACGUUUAAUUGAGAAUAAACUAAAGACUGAAAAUGAGGCAAGAGUCACUUUUGAAUAUUUAGAAACACGAGAUGCAUUUAUUGAGUCACAAUGGAAUUCCCUAAGUAAAUCCGAGUUUAUCCCUAUUUAUAACAAAGAGCACAAUAUCAUUCAAAAGAACCCGCAUGAAUGUUUCUUUAAAAAUUCACAAGGAAAAACGGAAGAAGUUUUUGGUGAAUUCUUUUCAUUUAUAGAUUUUGGAGAGGCAGCCAAUAGAUUUUUACGAAAGUGUGGUGUCAAAAACGAACCACCAGCCAUAAAAAUCGCUGAAUUACUAGUGGAAUCGUCAUAUAAAGUUUGGGAUUCGUUCAAAAAUGAUGAAAAAAAAUAUGAAAAUUAUAGAUUUAUUUUACAAAAAAUUGCUGAGGAUUUUAAUACCGUAAAACAUAAAGAUCCAAACUUAUUUAUAAGGAUGACAAAAGAACCUAUUUUAUUGGGCGUAUCCGAAGGAAAUAAAAAAACUUUGGAUUCUGCUAAAAAUAUUUACAUAAAUGAUAAUGCAACGUAUAUGAAAAUAUUUUCUGAUCUAUUGAUAGUUCCAGAGGAUUAUCCCAAAUUUCUAUAUGAAUGUUUGGAAUGUAAACGAUUAAGUGAUUCCAUCGAAGAAGAGGCAAAAUUAUUGGGGAAUACUCGAGAAUCAAAAAAUUUUCCAGAUUUACAAAAAAAUAUCAAUGAAAAAGCUCAUUUAUUCUACCGUGAUUAUCCUAAACAUGUCAUUAAAAGAAGUGAAGAAUGGCUUAAAAAACUCAUAGUAAAAGAGACAGGCAAAAUUGAAGUAAAAUAUUCUUUGAAAACCAAAAAUAGAAACAAAACAAAUUCUGUAACCGCAUAUAUUCUUGAAGAUGACGGAGAAGUUACUCUCUAUAUCAACAUGACAAAACUAAAUUAUCUUGAAAUUUCAAAUUGUUUAGUCAAGUAUAUUUACAAAUCACAUAAACCUAUGGACAUUAAUCAUCUAACUAUGAUUUUACAAACGAAUUCAGGUUAUUCUAAAAAUGACUCUAAACAAGUAAAUUUACAACAUGAAAUUGAUAAAAUCAGGAUAAAUCAAUAUCAAACGCAAAAUUAUCCUAAUUUAGAACAUUUAUUUAAUCCAUUACACGCAAUGUUUCCAGAUUGUAAACAUGAUUAUAUCUAUCAAUGUCUGGAGCAAGCAGAAGAGGAUAAAUUAAUCAAUGUUGAAAAUCAUCUGAUGGAAGGAAAUUACCCAAAGAUUAAAACUCCUGUUAAUCCGUAUGAUCCACCGGUUACUGCAGAAAUUGGAAAAACUUUUAUGAAUAUAAUUCAAAUAUUUCGGCCCAAUCUAGGAAGUUAUUUGAAAAACCAAACAAUUUACUGUGAAAAUAUUGACGUCAAUGGUUAUUCAUUACAAUUUGAGAAACUUAUAGAUGGUAUGGAAUUUCAUAUUCCAGAAAAUAUCAAUAAAUCUGAGAUAUUUCCAAAACAUCAAGAUUCAUUAGACCGUUUUGUCAAUAUAUUAAAAUAUCUAACUGAAGUUUUUGAAUGUGCACCAAAAAUUAUUUGUGUCUUUUAUGAUAAUUCUAAUUUAAUGGCAUUCAAUAAGGAUCGUGUACUAUUCUUUAAUUUCAAAAUUUAUCUUGACUUGUACAAAAAUGAAUCCACAAUCGACGCCAUAACAUAUUGGUACAUGAUGAUCUGUCAUGAAUUAGCACAUAAAUUUGUCGACGAUCACAAUUCUGAACAUGAAUACCAUCUUUCAUCUCUUGCAACAAAAUAUAUGAAAAAUUUAUUAAAGAUGAUGAACAAAAAUAAAAUAGAUUUAGAUCAGAAUAAUUAAUACUGGUAAUCAUGGAACAACAUGUACUAUUAUAAAUUAUGUGAAAAAUUAUAAUAUCUCUUCAAGUUUUGCUAGAAUUUUUGAAAA